Molecule: messenger RNA, 1555 nt
Organism: Eriocheir sinensis (Chinese mitten crab)
Lineage: Eukaryota; Metazoa; Arthropoda; Malacostraca; Decapoda; Varunidae
Product: sodium-coupled monocarboxylate transporter 1-like
Exons: 7
Coding region: 2-1189 (395 amino acids)
Biological process (GO): transmembrane transport; sodium ion transport
Cellular component (GO): membrane
Molecular function (GO): symporter activity
Source: RefSeq, a predicted model, not a curated record
UAUGGACACGAGCCCCUUCACUCGCCACACCUUCUGGUCCACAGCUGUGCUUGGGUUCUACAUCACCAUAAAUCUCUUGGGCCUAAAUCAAGCUUGUUAUCAGAGGUUUGCUUCUGUCAGAAGCUUACAGGUGGCACAGAGACUUGUUCUUUUUUUUAUGGUUGGAAUGAUUGGACUGUGGUUUCUGUUUUACUUCUCCGGGGUAGUAGCGUAUGCCGUCUACCAUGACUGUGACCCUUUGAAAGCAGGUCUUAUUGAGAAGCCAGACCAAAUUCUUCCCUUUCUAGUGAUGGACAAGCUCGGCCACCUCACUGGACUACCUGGCUUGUUCGUCUCCGCUGUGUAUGGCGGUGUGCUAAGUUCCCUAUCUACCACCGGGAACGCCAUUGCAUGCCUGGUGUGGGAGGACAUCCUGCUGCCAUGGCCUUACUUCGCCCGCAUGUCUAACACUGCUUCCAGCGCAGUCUGCAAAAUAGUGUCGGCUGUAGCUGGCGUGUCCGGCAUCUUCUUGGGGAUGUUGGCAGGACAGUUGGGCAACGUAUUUCACGUGACCAUCAGUGUGUCAGGAUCAAUCAUGGGGCCAAUGCAAGGCAUCUUUGUCGCUGGCAUCUGUGUACCUUGGGUAAACACAAAGGGUGUCGUGAUCGGAUUCCUUACUGCCAUCUCCUACAACCUGUGGAUUGUAGUGGGCAAAUUCUAUAGAGGCGGAGGCUCUCCUCAAAUGCUGCCACUCUCUAUGAAAGGUUGCCCAGAGAAUAUACUCAACUUCGUAAACUCCACCAUAAUCAACAGUACCAGCGAACUAGAUUUCACAAUUGGACCCACUGCAGCUCUUCCAGAGGAAUCAUACAGCAAUCAAACCACAGCUUAUGGACAAACCAACGAGGAAGAGGAAAAGUCCAUGUACGACGUCUCCUAUUGCUUCUUUGGUAUAGGUGGCAUCGUCAUUACUGUCAUUGUCAGUAGCAUCGUUUCCAUAUGCACCGGUCCGCAUCGGCCUCAAGAUGUAGACCCUCGGCUGGUGAACCCAACAUGUGCAAGACUUUACAUCUGGCUGUGGGGAAUGUUUUGUUCCUCCAAAAACAAACCUGGCCACACCGACAUUCCUUAUGAAGAGAGCAGCGUAGCAAUGUUGCCCACCAACGCGGUAAAACUGUCCUCUUUGCCAGGAGGAAAGAAACCACGUUGAGACUAAUGUUAGGACUGACGAUUUAAAUGUCUAUGUGUUAUAUACCAAUGUCAUUAUAAGAAUAAUAAUCAGAAAACUUUAACCAUUUAAAAUCUUUACUGGUUUUCUGAGUACAGAUAGGACGUGAUUUAGUAUCGUUAUUAAGUUUAAUGACUCAGUCAGUAUAAGCGUAAAUUGAAACUGGGACUUUUUUAAUACUUUGUCUCCCUGCGGAAAUGUUCAAUAUAAUUUUGAGGCACAGAAUCUCUGUAUGAUUCAAUCAAUAUGUCCAUUGACAAAGAGAACAUUGCUUUUGAAAACUACUCGGAUUUUUCUAAGAUGUAAUAUCAUGAAUAAAAAACAUUCAGGUGCUACAUUCCUAAUGAA